This is a messenger RNA of Gopherus flavomarginatus (Mexican gopher tortoise), 3581 nucleotides long. It is a transcript of the gene BRSK2, whose product is annotated as BR serine/threonine kinase 2. The record is from RefSeq and is a predicted model, not a curated record. The transcript is spliced from 23 exons. NCBI's taxonomy places the organism in Eukaryota, Metazoa, Chordata, Testudines, Testudinidae. Gene Ontology annotation, molecular function: protein serine/threonine kinase activity; ATP binding; tau-protein kinase activity. Bases 312 to 2882 code for a protein of 856 amino acids. Gene Ontology annotation, cellular component: cytoplasm. Gene Ontology annotation, biological process: microtubule cytoskeleton organization; intracellular signal transduction; protein phosphorylation.
ACAAGGCGUGCAGAGCUCCAAUCACCAGCAUCAUGCUCCUUGGGCUUGGAUCCUAGAUCCCCCUCGUUAAACACUGGUAAUAGCUGCUCUGGCCUUCAGCAUCCCACGCUGACAGACUGACAGAAAGAAAGAGGCAGAACAGGAAAAAGGAGGAAAAGAAAACCUGCAGCCAAGUGGACUAAAGCAGCAAAGAGCGAGGGGAAAAGGUGCUUUCCUUACACCGCUGCAAAGUGGGAAUUUAAAGAACUGCAGAGAGAGAAAUCCCAGCUCCCCGCCACACACACAGCGCAGAAUUAUAGCGCCAGGUAGAAAUGACAUCAACGGGGAAAGAAGGCAGCGGAGCUCAACAUGCACAAUAUGUUGGACCCUAUCGCCUGGAGAAAACCUUGGGCAAGGGACAGACAGGGCUUGUGAAGUUGGGGGUUCACUGUGUAACAUGUCAAAAGGUCGCAAUAAAAAUUGUCAACAGAGAGAAGCUCAGCGAGUCGGUGCUAAUGAAGGUGGAGCGGGAAAUAGCUAUCCUGAAGUUGAUAGAACACCCCCACGUUUUAAAGCUGCAUGACGUUUAUGAAAAUAAAAAAUAUUUAUAUUUGGUGCUAGAACAUGUGUCAGGUGGGGAGCUCUUCGACUAUCUCGUAAAAAAGGGAAGAUUAACACCAAAAGAAGCCAGGAAGUUCUUCCGACAAAUCAUCUCUGCUUUAGACUUCUGCCAUAGUCAUUCAAUAUGCCACAGGGAUUUAAAACCAGAAAACCUACUGCUGGAUGAAAAGAACAAUAUCCGUAUAGCAGACUUUGGAAUGGCAUCACUGCAGGUCGGGGACAGCUUGUUAGAAACCAGCUGUGGGUCGCCACAUUAUGCCUGCCCUGAAGUGAUUCGGGGAGAAAAAUACGAUGGGAGGAAAGCGGAUGUCUGGAGCUGUGGAGUCAUUUUAUUUGCAUUGUUAGUGGGUGCCCUGCCAUUUGACGACGACAAUUUGCGGCAGUUGUUGGAGAAGGUGAAGCGGGGUGUGUUCCACAUGCCACAUUUCAUCCCUCCAGACUGUCAGAACCUCUUGCGGGGGAUGAUUGAAGUGGACGCCUCGAAACGUCUCACGCUAGAACACAUUCAGAAACACAUAUGGUAUAUAGGGGGUAAGAAUGAACCAGAACCGGAACAACCAAUUCCUCGAAAGGUGCAGAUUCGUUCUCUCCCUUCCCUGGAGGACAUUGAUCCAGACGUGUUAGACAGCAUGCACUCGUUAGGCUGCUUCCGCGACCGAAAUAAACUCUUACAGGACCUGUUGUCGGAAGAAGAAAACCAAGAGAAAAUGAUUUAUUUUCUUCUCCUUGAUCGGAAAGAGAGGUAUCCCAGUCAUGAGGAUGAGGACCUGCCCCCUCGGAAUGAAAUAGAUCCCCCCAGGAAGCGUGUGGACUCCCCAAUGCUGAACCGGCAUGGGAAGCGGCGGCCAGAAAGGAAGUCAAUGGAGGUUCUCAGUGUGACAGAUGGAGGUUCCCCGGUCCCAGCUCGCAGAGCUAUUGAAAUGGCACAGCACGGACAGAGUAAAACAAUGUUCAGUAAAAGCCUGGAUAUCUCUGAAGCCAAUCCCAAAUUCAACAAAGAAGAAAGGAUGGCGAGUGCUGAUGCAUUGGGGUCUCGGUCGAUCAGCGGAGCUUCAUCUGGUCUCUCCACCAGCCCCCUCAGCAGUCCAAGGGUCACCCCUCACCCCUCUCCAAGGGGAAGUCCCCUCCCUACCCCCAAGGGGACACCCGUCCAUACGCCAAAGGAGAGCCCAGCAGGCACACCCAACCCAACGCCACCAUCCAGCCCCAGCAUUGGAGGAAUGCCCUGGAGGACACGGCUCAACUCAAUCAAGAACAGCUUCCUGGGGUCUCCUCGAUUCCAUCGCCGGAAAUUGCAAGUACCUACACCAGAGGAGAUGUCCAAUUUAACCCCGGAAUCUUCCCCAGAGCUUGCCAAAAAAUCCUGGUUUGGUAACUUUAUCAACCUGGAGAAAGAAGAACAGAUCUUUGUGGUCAUUAAAGAUAAACCGCUAAGCUCCAUCAAGGCUGACAUUGUGCACGCUUUCCUUUCGAUUCCCAGCCUCAGUCACAGCGUCAUCUCACAGACAAGUUUCCGUGCAGAGUACAAGUCCACAGGGGGUCCCGCUGUCUUCCAGAAGCCAGUGAAGUUCCAAGUGGACAUAACAUACACAGAAGGGGGCGAGGCACAGAAGGAGAAUGGGAUCUACUCAGUCACUUUCACGCUCUUAUCAGGUCCAAGCCGUCGCUUCAAGAGGGUAGUAGAAACCAUUCAGGCACAGUUGCUAAGCACACAUGACCAGCCUUCAGUGCAGCAGUUAUCAGACACCACUAACUGUGUGGAGUUGAUGACUGGCAGACUUUCCAAAUGUGGCAGCCCAUUGAGUAACUUCUUUGACGUAAUUAAACAACUUUUUUCAGACGAGAAGAACGGGCAGGAAUUAUCCCGAAAAGUUAACAUGUCAGCCACGGCUUCACCUUCUGUGCUCUGCGGACACUUGUUGACGGAAGGAAACCGAUGUAGACUGUCCAAGGACCAGUCCUGUUUGAGGUUCCCAGCCUCCCCCUCUGCCCCCAGGAAAUGGGUUUCUCCCCUACCUCCUCCCAAACACCUCCCCAACAUACAGUUUUUCUCUUUUUCUUUUUGGUGCUCCACGAGGGAGAGCUGCUCAGUAAUGGAAUUGCACAACCUGGGCUGGAAGCAGGUUGCAAAUGUUGGAGCAACACCAUUGUCCUUGACAACAUUCGUCUGUGCAGGUGAACUCAGACUUGCAGGGGGAAGGGGGCAAGAAACAAGGGGAAAUGUAACCAUGAAACCAGGGAGCACUCUCAGCCAAAACCACCAAGGAGUGAGCAAAAGCUAAGCAUCGAACCAAGACAAUAUUGGGGAGUUUCACUGUGGGAUUUUCUCCAACUCCUUUUUCCUCCCUGUGCCCACCCUUUCCUUUUUUUUUUUUUUAAUUGUGUUUGUUUUUUAUACUCUUAUCAUUUUGCUUUUUGACCUGCUGGAGAGGGAGGGAAUCCUCUCAUGGGGGUUGGGGGAAUGAACAAACACAAAAACAAACAAACAUUCAAACUUAGGGAAAAGGCAACAUAUGGCAGCAAAAGGGGCGGGAAAGGAUUCUGCCUAGCUGAGAACAGUCUCUCUUGUCACCAACUGCCGUUGCCGCUGCUGCUGCUCCUUCUUCAUCUUCCUCCUCACUCUUCAACUCCUGCCUACCACGCUGCCGUGUUGGGACCUUCUUCCACCGUUUGGAUCCUCCAACACACCAUGCGUUUGGAUGCAAUUGUCGUGUCGCUCGUGCUGCAUCAAUAUCAGUAUUAUUAUUUAUUUGCUGGUUUUGAUUUAUGUAUUUAUUUGAUUUAUUGGGUUUUUCAACAAACAGAAGAAGAAGAAAAGAGGAUAAUUUUGGUUUUUUUUCCAUGUGUGUGCAUGUGCAUACCACUGGCACUUCGUUCAUCUGAGUCAGACGAGGAGUCAGUGCUAUGGGCAAGUGAAUCACGAAGCUACUGUAAACUUUAAAAAUUACUGCAAGAUAUUUUUAUAAACCUUUUUUUUUUGA